This is a messenger RNA of Daphnia pulicaria, 689 nucleotides long. RefSeq lists its product as uncharacterized. Gene Ontology annotation, molecular function: growth factor activity. Bases 102 to 506 code for a protein of 134 amino acids. The transcript is spliced from 2 exons. The record is from RefSeq and is a predicted model, not a curated record. Gene Ontology annotation, biological process: hemocyte migration. Gene Ontology annotation, cellular component: membrane. Lineage: Eukaryota; Metazoa; Arthropoda; Branchiopoda; Diplostraca; Daphniidae.
GGAGACCAUCAGUCGCUUACCACCUCGCCACCUGUUAACACAUCUGCACACAGCAGCAUUUAUAAUUUCGUUUCGCCAAAAAAUUUGAUUAUAUAGAAAGGAUGAUGGUUAGCUCUUCCGCCUUUCUGAUGGUCGUCCUCUGUCUGGCUGCUGGCGGCGGAUUCAACACGCUCGAAGCCAAGUCGUUGGUGACGUUCAAAAGGAACAUUGACCAGGUGUUGAAGGAGUGGAAUUGCAACAAACCGCAAGAGAGACUCGUCUAUUUGGAGGAUGAAUAUGUGGAAUACAAUCCGGCCGCCAUUUACCUGCCUCAUGCGGCCGUCGUCCAGCGCUGUGAAAAGUCCAUCGGCUGCUGUAAAACCGGUCACGUGUGCACGUCGGCCGAGGAAGAGGAGAUGACCUUUAUCGUCGAAGAGUUUCUACGAGGAAAGAAAAUGAAGAAAGAAGUCGUCCUCUCCAAUCACCUGCGCUGCGAGUGUCAGAGCGUCACCCGGGAGCGCAAAUAAAAAUAUUAAUUCCGGCCGGAAUGAUUCGAAUUAUUUUUUUUUUAAAUAUAGGAGUCUAAAACAUUAUAACAUGCGCAGUUCCUAUAUAUUAUACAGCCAUAUGCGAUGCUAUGUAUCACGUUUAUAGCUAGUCUCUCUAUAUUUUUCUAUAAUUAUACCAAUACAGUAUUUUCUGCAAUUCAA